Messenger RNA from Tarenaya hassleriana, 2049 nucleotides. RefSeq lists its product as uncharacterized. The coding region runs from base 1 to 2049 and encodes 682 amino acids. The transcript has 3 exons. Gene Ontology annotation, molecular function: zinc ion binding. The record is from RefSeq and is a predicted model, not a curated record. Lineage: Eukaryota; Viridiplantae; Streptophyta; Magnoliopsida; Brassicales; Cleomaceae.
AUGGACAAAAUAAACGGAGGAAGGAGCAUGCUUCACGUGGAGAUUGAAAAAGUAAAGCUGCGAGUAAGGGGAUAUGGAAAAGAUAACGGUGUGGAAUACAUUCCUGAUUCCAUUAGUGGUAUUGGUGUUGGACCAUAUGGGGCUGUACUUUAUGCAGGUUAUAAUAACAAUAUGAUUCAGAGUCCUGAUUUGAAAAGUAAAGCUGCGAGUAAUACGAUACAAUUUAUAGAUGAUUCAGAUAAUGAAGAUACUAUUGUUGUAGGAGAGGAUGCAAUUGUUUUGAAAGAGAAAUCUGCAAUUGAUAUAGUCCGUGGAACCAACAAAGUCGAUUUUGUUGAUUGUGAUGGUGCUGGAGAUGGAGAUGGAGAUGAAGAGAAUAAUUUGGCUGUGGUAGCUGCGGAUGACACAUCGUUUUCUCUUUCAGUAUUCAAUUUUACUGAUGGAUUGAAUAUAGGUAUUGGUUAUGAGUUUGAUAGUAAGGAAGCAGCUCAGGAAUAUAUACGGAAAGGAGCAGUUAAGGCUUGUUUCGGUUAUGCUACAGUAAAGUCUGAUAAGAAACUGUGGGAAUUAAGAUGCAAGUUUUAUAGAUCGGGUUGUGCUUGGAAAUUGCGCAUCGCAGCGAUUCAGAAUUCUGUGCGUUUUAGUGUAAGAUCACAUAAUCCCGUUCAUACUUGCAGACCAGUAUCCGAAUCAGAAAAAGCUGUGAAAGGUUCAGCAAAGUUGGUUAGAGAUUAUUUAAAGGAAGAAUACGCUGGUAAGCUUGAAACUCCCACAGCAAAAGAGAUAGUAGAACGAGUGCAAGUCAAGUACGGUGCGAGUGUAUCAUAUAUGAUGGCAUUGAGAGGAAAGUACAGUGCUGAAAAUGAGAUUCGUGGUAAUCAUGUUGAACAUUACAGUAGGCUUCCUGGUUGGUUGCACAUGUUGACGGAAAGAAAUCUUGGGACUAUAGCGAGCAUUAAGUUGGAAGAUGAUAAAAAAACUUUCAAAUAUCUCUUCAUCGCCUUGGGUGCAACUAUAAAAGAAUGGAACUAUAUGCGUAAAGUAGUUGCGAUUGAUGCAACAUUUCUGACGAGCCAAUAUAAGGGAGCAUUGAUCGUGGCAACUGCCCAAGAUGGUGAUCAUCACCAAUAUCCUUUAGCUUGGGGUGUGAUAGAUAGAGAGAAGGAUGCUUCAUGGUUGUGGUUUGUAACAAAAUUAAGCGAAGUAACACCGGAUGGUCCUGAUGUAGUUGUGCUAUCUGACCGACAUAAAACAGCCUACACGAUCAGUGAGUUUGAAGAGUUGUACAAUGAUCUAAAGAGCAGAUAUCCCAAAGUAGCCGAGUACAUGCAGAAAGAAGAACUUGCACCCGAGAAAUGGGCAAGGUGUAAAUUUAGGAGUGAAAGGUACAACUUGUUAACAACCAAUGGGGCCGAAUCGAUCAACUCCGUAUUGAAGAAGGCAAAAAAGUACCCAAUCCUUAGUCUACUUGAUAUUUGUCUCGGAAAGACGGUGGAAUGGUUUAACAGAUAUAGGUUGGAAGCAGGUAGUGCUGAUGAAUCUCAAAAGUUAACACCAAUUGUUUACAAAGAGUUGCAUGAACGUUAUGAGAAGGCAUGUACGUUUGAUGUUCAAGAACUGAAUCGUGUUACUGGCGAGUUUGAGGUGAGGGAUGAAAAAGGUAGAAGACACUUGGUUAAUCUUGGAGAAAGAACAUGCGGUUGCAGAAUGUUUGAUGUGGAUAGGUACCCUUGCAGUCAUGCAAUUGCAGCAACACAUAUGAUCGGAAAAGGCGAUAUGAUAUACGAUCUAUGUUCUGAAUACUAUAGGCGGGAUACAUGGCGUAUGGCUUACCAAGAGACUGUGUAUCCGGUUCCUGAUUAUUGUGAUUGGAAUCUGCCAUCGUUCGUUACAGAAAUGACAGUUUUACCCCCUAUAGUGGAAGAAAAACGGGUGAGUGGAAGGCCUAAACAGAACCGAUUUCCUGGACCUGGUGAGACUCGAAAAAGAAAAUCAUAUUCGGUAGGUUCGGUUAGUACGUCAACGAUGUUACAGACGUAUGAGUCAUGA